Chara braunii is the source of this 1145-nucleotide messenger RNA. The record is from the annotation of a GenBank genome assembly. Lineage: Eukaryota; Viridiplantae; Streptophyta; Charophyceae; Charales; Characeae.
UGCCGUCGAAAGGUUGCAUCUAUCGGAUGAGCGAGGAGGAACAGGAGGUCCUUCGUGCACAACUCGACGACUUGUUGGCCAAGGGCUGGAUCCGCCCUAGCAGCUCCCCAUAUGGAGCACCAGUUCUCUUCGUAAGGAAGAAGAACAAGGAUCUACCUCUAUGCAUCGACUACCGCAAGCUCAACGCGCAAACUGUGAAAAAUGCGGGGCCUCUUUCUCGUAUCGACGAUCUUCUUGAGCGACUGAGCGGUGCUAAGUUCUUUUCUAAGUUAGACUUGAAGUCGGGGUAUCAUCAGAUUUCGAUACGCCCGAAUGAUUGCUACAAGACCGCAUUCAAGACACGGUAUGGGCAUUUUGAGUGGGUGGUCAUGCCUUUUGGCCUCACCAAUGCCCCGGCAACCUUCCAGGCGGCCAUGACCCACGAGUUUCGUGCUAUGUUGGAUCGGUUCGUGCUGGUCUACCUAGACGACAUUCUCUUCUACAGCCGGACUCUGGAGGACCAUCUUGAGCAUCUUCGAGGUGUGUUGGAGACGCUCCGCCGUGCCAAGUACCAAGCCAACUGCGACAAGUGCGAGUUUGUCCGGCAAGAGCUUGAGUACUUGGGCCAUUUUGUCACACCAGAGGGCAUCARCCCGCUAUCAGAGAAAAUUCAAGCCAUCCAGGAGUGGCCGGAGCCGCGUAACGUCACGGAUGUCCGUUCGUUUCUUGGUCUUGCCGGCUACUAUCAGCGCUUCAUCAAGGGCUAUUCGAAGAUCGCGGCCCACUUGACCAAGCUUCAAUGCGAGGAUCGGUGGUUUGACUUCGAUGAGGAUGCGCGGGAAUCUUUCUUGGCUUUCAAAGCUGCACUUUUGUCAGCGGAGGUCUUGCGAAUCUACGACGUGCUAUUGCCCACACGCGUCACUACUGAAGCGUCUGGCUAUGCUAUUGGCACUGUCCUCGAGCAACACGAUGGCGUGGACUGGCACCCGGUCGAGUAUUUCUGCACGAAGGUGCCCGUCGUGCACUCUAUUGAUGACGCGAGGAAGAAGGAAUUAUUGGCCUUCGUACACGCACUCAAGCGCUGACGGCAUUGCCUUCUUGGUAGACGGCAGUUCCGAUGGGUAACGGAAAACAAUCCGUUGGUCUUUUACAAGACCCAGGACAAA